CUGUACCUCACCUCGCCGCCACCAGUAUUUUUACCACCCUUGCACCUUGUGUGCCUCCCCGGUCGUCCUCCAAGUCCUCUUGACCACUCUCUCCUGUCCAGCGGCCGCAGCGUCACGGGGUUAUCGAUUGCACCGUGCCCUUCAUUCUCUGCUUCUCUCGACUCCUUUCUGCGCUUGCUCAUCGAUCUUCGUUACGUCUGGCACUCGUGUCUCCUCAUACGCAGUCUUUACAGCUACCUCAAAACACAUGGUCUCUCCUGCGCCGUUGGCCCCCGCCAACCCGCCUCUGUCCUAUGCGGAUCGCGCCAAGAAAGCUCAGCAAAAUGCCAGACCAGCCGCACCCCAACAACCACUCUCCCGUGCAUCGUCCCAGGCUACGUCCUCAAUAGUCACCGCUGCCUCCAGCCCUACGGCCUCGCGGCCCAAUGUCGUAUCGCCAUCUGCCUCGAGACCCUCGCUUCCGAUACCUACCGGCACGGAUCCUCGAAUAUCGCCCGCGGCCACUUCUUCUAAGCCAACCUCGCCCUCUUCGGCAGAUCUCUCAUCUAACCCCAGGCCCAACGGUGACGUAAACCACCACCACGGGCCUACCUCCUCGGAUCCGCCCGCACUAUCGACCUCACGGCAGUCCACAGUGCCCCCGGUCAAUGUAUGGGACAAGCGCAAAGCAGAGAUGGCAGCGUCGUCGCGUGCAUCAGCACGAACACAAUCGUCGCAACCCUUGCAGCCCAUGUCUUCGUCUAUCAAUCCCAGCCUAGUUGCCUCAUCAGCCUCUUCUCCACCACCCUCCAGUCUUGACGUCUCAGCUGGACCUUCUGUCAGUGUUUCUGCAGACAUCUCGGUCAAGUCUUCACCCAGCAUGCCUCCCUCGAAUACGAACGGACAUGUUGCCCAUCCGCAUGACUACGACGAUCCUUUCGUGGUGAGGCCUGGCAGGUCACCGUCUGUGUUGAAUCCCACACCACCCUCGAUUACAACUCCUCCUGCGAUUGACGACGCUGAAAGCUGGCCGGAAGUGGGUCAGGCUGCCACAACGCCUAUAAAUGCCGGGAAUGGCCGUGUGGAAGGAAGGGCGAAGGAGACUGGUGAGGACGACAGGGGACAUGAGAGAGAAGGGUCUGGAGGGCAUAGUUCCAGAAAGAGUGAGAAACUCAAGUGGGUCCCAGUGCCCCCCGAAGACCUCCAUUUCGAGGGGCCGGUGCGCAACCCUCACGCAAGACAACGUCCUCACAACACGGAUCGCAGCCAUCCUCGGCAAGCAGGCCGACAAUCUGCUACAGCCUCUUCGUCAUCGGGGCAGGGGUCUCAGCACCAAAGUCGGACGCAUUCUGCAACUGGUCGGCGGCAGACGCCAUCGCAUGCAGGAUCUGUAUCGCAUUCACAAGCGCAGAGUCGAACGGGAAGCGUUCACUCGAGCCCUCGUCAUGCGAGCAUACGCGGAGGCGGACGGCGGCUGCCAGAUGAGUCUAGCGGCCCCGUCUUCGGCGCGAACCGUAGCUUGCGCUCCUCUGCCGCGAACUCCCCCUCGACGUUCGCGCAGCCCAAGCCUCUGCCUGCGGAAUUCAUUCCCGGUGUUGGGCUACGGCCUUAUGUCAACACAAGCGUAACGCACGUCCAACCUUCGGCCCUCAGUGCUGUUCCCGAUUCUGGUGCUGCCGCAGCAACAAGCCCCGCAGAAUUGAACCCGCAUGCUGCGUACUACGCUCCCGCUCCGCAUGCACCCCCGUUUGGCGUAUCCCCAUAUCACUCUCCCCACCCCGCUGGGUCCCCCGCCGGCAACCACUACCCUCUACCACCCAUGGGCUACCCGGGACAGCCUGGUAUACCUCCCCCCAUCUCAAUGUCGGGUUAUGGCACGCCGCCGCCGCCAUACGCCAUGUACUCGCCUUACCCAUACCCCUAUGGCCAGCCGUACAUGUACUGGCCCCCGCCCGGGGUAUCGCUGCCCCCAGCGAUGUCUUCGCCCAUGGGGCACGCACAGCCCGGCGACGGCGUGCCGCCCCCUACCAUGCUCGCGCGACCACCGCCCCCGCACGAAUCUGACGCCGUCGCCGGCUACCGCGAUGUGGGCUUCGCGCUCCCGCCGACGGCGGAGGUCAGCCAACAGGGCCAGGAGGAGGAGGAGCAGCGCCGUGGGCGUCCGCGGGAACUCAGCUUUGGGAGCAUCGGCGCGGGCGCGGAGGGCACGAGCAAGAGCCCCAGCCCCGCCCCCGCUUCGCCUAACUCGGGGUCUGUGCUGGAAGGCGCUGCGCUGGGCCUUGACGUGUUUGGCGGUGGCCAGGCUGCACUGGAGGCUCCUGCGCAGGGUGAUGUAGGGGGAAAAGGGCAGAAGGACGUGUCUGGGAAGGCGCCCACCGUCCUGCUGAUCGGCGUCGCGCCAGGAGAGCCUACCCCCGCGCGGAUCCGCUCGCGCACGCAUUCGAAGGGCCCUGUUGCGUCUGCCUCCGCACAGGCAGAGAUCUCGAUGGCGGGCAAGGAGGGCGAGCUGCCCAGCGCUGCGAGCGAGGAUCCAUUGGCGGCGCUCGCGGACGCGGCCGCGAAGGUGAUCCACCUGACGGACCCUCUGCCGGAGACGAAGUGGGAGUUCGGUACGACGAAGCAGACCGAGGAUGCUGCAGAGCCGCAGGCCGAGUUCGCUCCCCCACUGGGUCCGCCGCCGCCGCCUGCUGCCGACCCGUCUGGGAUCCCUGCGCCGCCGAGCUUCGCUCCAAUGCCCGCUUCUUACGCGAACGCGCCCCCGUUCAUCCCGCCCGUCGGCAUCCCCAGCCAUCCCGUCAACGGCAUCCCCUCUGCGGCUUCGCCGUCCACCUACGUCCCCCCUCGGCAAGCGCAGUCUGUCGCUGAGGACGAGUUCGAGGUGCGCGACUACGGGUAUGGAUUCGGACGUGGGGUCCCGGCGCCGGUGUAUCCCCAGGCGGCUGGUGCUCUCCAUCGCGAGGACAGGCCCUAUCACGGAGGCCGCGACUACCAAGCUGAUCGCGAUCAGCAUUACGGCGGCAGGCCACGCAGAGAGUCCUACAGCGGGUACUACCAACGCGGGACGUACGGCGGGCGGAGGGCCAGAGGACUUGCUGGCGGAUACGGCGGUCGCGGGUACCAGAACCGGCCGUACACCCGCGGAGGGUACAACAGCCAACAGCAGCGUCAGCAGACGUACGUGCCCCCGGUGCAGCCGCCUCCUCAGCCGGAGGUGAACGGAUACUACGCUCCCCCGGUGGCGCCCCUCGCGACGUACAUUCCGCAGGCAUUUGAGGGCUACCCUUACGCCCCGCUGCCCCCUCCACCGCCGCAGGCGCAGAACGCGGGCUCGCAGGGCGCGCCGCUCCCCAUGCCGCAGUCGAACGUGGGCUUCCCGCUGGACUCGACGAGGUACUAUCUGCUGGGCCAGCUGGAGUACUACCUCAGUCCGCAAAACCUGGCGCAGGACUUCUACCUCCGCCAGCAGAUGGACUCGCGUGGGUGGAUACCGAUCGCACUGUUUGCGUCGUUCAACCGCGUGCUCACGCUGACGACGGACGUGCAGCUCGUUACAGAGGUCCUGACGCUCUCUUCGAUGGUCGAGGUCAGGAACGGGCACGUCCGUACGCUGCAGUGGCUGCAGUUCGUGCUCCCCACCGCCAAACAGAGCCAGGUGGAGGACGACGGGUACGUGCUGGCCCAGGACGCUGCUGCCCAAUCCGCGGGCGCCGAGGCUCCUCAAGAUGUGAACCAAAAUCUGGAGGGCGAAGAGGACGAGGAAGAGGACGUUGUCUUCGUUAUGUGAUCUUAUGCCCGGCCAGCUCUGGGACCGUGCUCGUAUGCGCCGCCAACUCUGGGACCGUGCUUGCCCUGCUCAUAGACCUUGGUGCCUUUCCUCUCUUGCCCCUUUUCGCUCCCCCGGCUAUCCUAUCCAGAGUCUCGCUACGCACAUUCUGCUUGCUCCGAGUUCCUUCGUUGUCUGGGCUUUCCGGGACCGCUCACACGCGCUGUACAUAUUGUGCUCACUAUUCGUAUACUUCUCUUAUGCUCUCUGCUGUUCUGUUAUUUCCUGCCGCGUCCUUCCAAGCACUAUCAUAUCAUCAUCGUCGGCUCUCCCACUCACACAUGCACACAUACGUGCGCGCACUGUCACAUAUCCCUCAUUCUGCACAUCACAUCCCCUGAUCGGGUCCCAUUCACCUCAAACGUAUCCGAAAGCCAUAGUCCUCAGAUCCGCAUACACCGUAAUCCCAUCACGAUGACCGCCUGUCUUGUCUCAGUAUCCUUCGCUUCCGACCUCCAUCUCGGGGGCCUACGAUGUUUUGUACUUUUAUGCCGAUCGUGCAUAUAUCCUCGUUCUGUACAUCUUCAGGCUGACUCAGUCUGUCCUAGUCUGGACAUUCACGCUCGAUCGCCUUUCGUUGUUCUCCUCGAGCACUUCCCUUGAUCCCCUUUUCUUCCAGCUCGAUGUCUUCCCUCGCGUCCUCUUAGCCCGUGUUCCAGUAUCGAUGCCCUAAUGUCUCUUCUUGCAUGGCCUGUUGUCUCCGAUGAUCUCUCAUGUCGCGAUGAACACACAAGUACUCUCUCUGUUGCUCCCUCUCGUUGUCUCUCUUGCUGCUGUUCAGUGACUCCUCGCUGACUUGUUGUACGUCAUACAUAUCUCUA
Dichomitus squalens LYAD-421 SS1 is the source of this 4623-nucleotide messenger RNA. RefSeq lists its product as uncharacterized. The transcript is spliced from 3 exons. The coding region runs from base 248 to 3763 and encodes 1171 amino acids. Gene Ontology annotation, cellular component: cytosol; cytoplasmic stress granule. The record is from RefSeq and is a predicted model, not a curated record. Gene Ontology annotation, biological process: positive regulation of translation. Lineage: Eukaryota; Fungi; Basidiomycota; Agaricomycetes; Polyporales; Polyporaceae. Gene Ontology annotation, molecular function: RNA binding.